Molecule: messenger RNA, 1674 nt
Organism: Ochotona curzoniae (black-lipped pika)
Lineage: Eukaryota; Metazoa; Chordata; Mammalia; Lagomorpha; Ochotonidae
Gene: FEZ1
Product: fasciculation and elongation protein zeta 1
Exons: 10
Coding region: 146-1330 (394 amino acids)
Cellular component (GO): axon; cytoplasm
Source: RefSeq, a predicted model, not a curated record
GCUCGCCGCUGCCACUGCGCUGCGCUCCGGCCGCCCGCCGCCGCCGGUUGAUGGGGGUGUCCGGCUGAGCCCCGGGAUCCGCCUCCCUCCGCUAGGACCCAUACAGGUGAACGGAUUCUGAAAGCUGUGCUGUAGCUGGGUAAGAAUGGAGGCCCCCCUGGUGAGUCUGGACGAGGAGUUUGAGGACCUCCGGCCCUGCUGUUCAGAGGCUGGGGAGGAGAAGCCACCAUGCUUCUACGGCUCAUCUCCCCACCAGCUGGAGGACCCCUCCCUGUCUGAGCUUGAGAAUUUUUCUUCUGAAAUAAUCAGCUUCAAGUCUAUGGAGGACCUCGUGAACGAAUUUGAUGAGAAGCUCAAUGUCUGCUUUCGGAACUACAAUGCUAAGACGGAGAACCUAGCUCCUGUGAAGAACCAGUUCCAGAUCCAAGAGGAGGAGGAGACCCUUCAGGAUGAGGAGGUCUGGGAUGCUCUGACAGACAAUUACACCCCUUCACUCUCGGAAGACUGGAGGGACCCAAACAUCGAGGCUCUGAAUGGCAACAGCUCGGACGCCGAGAUCCAUGAGAAAGAGGAGGAGGAGGAGGAGUUCAACGAGAAGAGUGAGAAUGACUCUGGCAUCAAUGAGGAGCCACUGCUCACAGCGGAUCAGGUCAUCGAGGAGAUUGAGGAAAUGAUGCAGAACUCCCCAGACCCUGAGGAGGAAGAGGAGAUUCUGGAAGAAGAGGAUGGAGGAGAAACCUCCUCCCAGGCUGACUCAGUCCUGCUGCAAGAGAUGCAGGCCCUGACACAGACCUUCAACAACAACUGGUCCUAUGAAGGGCUGAGGCACAUGUCUGGGUCAGAGCUGGCCGAGCUGCUGGACCAGGUGGAGGGAGCCAUCCGCGACUUUUCAGAGGAGCUGGUGCAGCAGCUGGCCCGCCGGGACGAGCUGGAGUUUGAGAAGGAGGUGAAGAACUCCUUCAUCACAGUGCUGAUCGAAGUGCAGAACAAGCAGAAGGAGCAGCGGGAACUGAUGAAGAAGAGGCGGAAAGAGAAGGGACUAAGCCUGCAGAGCAGCCGGAUAGAGAAGGGAAGCCAGAUGCCUCUUAAGCGCUUCAGCAUGGAAGGCAUCUCCAACAUCCUACAAAGUGGCAUCCGCCAGACCUUCGGCUCCUCAGGGACCGACAAACAGUAUCUGAACACAGUCAUCCCUUACGAGAAGAAGGCCUCCCCGCCCUCCGUGGAAGACCUGCAGAUGCUGACUAACAUUCUUUUUGCCAUGAAGGAGGAUAACGAGAAGGUGCCUACAUUGUUAACAGACUACAUUUUAAAAGUGCUCUGCCCCACCUAACCGUGCGCUUGGGAGCAGCCUUACUGCAGGAGGUCACUGAGCAAGAGUCAUUCCAUCACAGGGACUGCAUGACACCACGUAACCUCCGGCGUGUAUUUAAACGUGUAUAGCUUAACCUGGAUAAACACGAGCAAAUGCGCGGGUUCCUUUGCUGUUGGCUUCUAGUGCUAGUAAUCAUUGGAUGCAUGAUGGGGCGGGGGGCAGGGCCGGUGCCAGUUGCCUCCUCUCCGCCUCGUGUUGGAGGAAGGCAGAAGCUUUCUCGGCUCACUAUGUAGUCUAGCUCCAGCCCUCAAAAACAGCUUACACUCUAAGACUAAUUUUGAAAUAAACCCUCAUUUAAUUAA